UAUUAUACUAAACAGCUCUUUAAAUACAGCACACUUGUCCCUGUUUCCUUGUUUCCCAACUCUAUAAAUCCAUUGUUCUCCAAAAAUCACUUCCAGACGAAGAAAAAAACAUGGCUAAGCUUAGCACAUUUUGCAUGAUAGCAUUCCUCCUUCUCACACUAACUUGCGCUGCUUCCCGUCCGAUGAGUACGCCUUAUCACGACGUUACUCCGAUGGAGCAUAGUAAGUAUAAGGCAGCAGGGAAAGUAGAAGUGGACGAAAGAUGUGAAGGUCUUGGAGAAGAAGAAUGUUUGAUGAGAAGAACGUUAGAGGCUCACCUUGAUUAUAUCUAUACCCAGAGGCAUAAGCAACCCUAGAUUUUCGUUUCUCUUUAGUUUUCUUCAUUAAAUAUAGUUUUAUUCUUUCUUUUCUUCUUCUUCUUCUUCUUUUCUUCUCUAGUUAUAUAUGGACAUGUGAUGUAUUAGUUAAUGACGACUCUUCGACCUGGUCCCUUGUUUCGAUCUAGAUCA
Lycium barbarum (goji berry) is the source of this 509-nucleotide messenger RNA. Its product is annotated as phytosulfokines-like. Gene Ontology annotation, biological process: cell population proliferation. The coding region runs from base 111 to 356 and encodes 81 amino acids. NCBI's taxonomy places the organism in Eukaryota, Viridiplantae, Streptophyta, Magnoliopsida, Solanales, Solanaceae. The record is from RefSeq and is a predicted model, not a curated record. Gene Ontology annotation, molecular function: growth factor activity. The transcript is spliced from 2 exons. Gene Ontology annotation, cellular component: extracellular region.